This is a messenger RNA of Balaenoptera musculus (blue whale), 843 nucleotides long. RefSeq names its product peptidylprolyl isomerase A (gene PPIA). Gene Ontology annotation, biological process: protein folding; protein peptidyl-prolyl isomerization. Gene Ontology annotation, molecular function: peptidyl-prolyl cis-trans isomerase activity. NCBI's taxonomy places the organism in Eukaryota, Metazoa, Chordata, Mammalia, Artiodactyla, Balaenopteridae. The transcript has 6 exons. The record is from RefSeq and is a predicted model, not a curated record. The coding region runs from base 313 to 627 and encodes 104 amino acids.
CGGGCGGUGGGGCUCGUGCUGCUUUGCAGACGCCGCUACCCCGGAACCUCCCGCGCAGCCCAACCAUGGUCAACCCUACCGUGUUCUUUGACAUCGCCGUCGACGGCGAGCCCUUGGGCCGCGUCUCCUUCGAGGUAAGGGACCUGGAAACCAAGAAGUGACUGCUCAUCCAAUCCAUAAAGCUAUGUUAACAGAUUGGAGCUGUUUGCAGACAAAGUUCCAAAGACAGCAGAAAACUUUCGUGCUCUGAGCACUGGGGAGAAAGGCUUUGGUUAUAAAGGUUCCUGCUUUCACAGAAUAAUUCCGGGAUUUAUGUGCCAGGGUGGUGACUUCACACGCCAUAAUGGCACUGGUGGCAAGUCCAUCUAUGGGGAGAAAUUUGAUGAUGAGAAUUUCCUCCUGAAGCACACGGGUCCUGGCAUCUUGUCCAUGGCAAAUGCUGGCCCCAACACAAACGGUUCCCAGUUUUUCAUCUGCACUGCCAAGACUGAGUGGUUGGAUGGCAAGCAUGUGGUCUUUGGCAAGGUGAAAGAGGGCAUGAAUAUUGUGGAAGCCAUGGAGCGCUUUGGGUCCAGGAAUGGCAAGACCAGCAAGAAGAUCACCAUUGCUGACUGUGGACAAAUCUAAUAAUAAAUUUGACUUGUGUUUUAUCUUAACCACCAGACCAUUCCUUCUGUAGCUCAGGAGAGCACCCCUUCAUCCCCAUCUGCUCAAAAUAUACUAUAAUCUUUGUCCUCUCAUUGCACCUCUUUGGGUUCCAUAUUUUCCUUAUUCCCCUCCAAGUUUAGCUGAAUUGCAAAGUUAAGUUUAUGGUUAUGAAAUAAAAACUAAACAACCGUUGUC